CGUAACGACGUCAAUAUCACCUCUUUUGCCCUGACACUUGGGAGGGAAGAUUUUUCUCUGAACCAAACCAUGCCAUCUUAUGAUGGCCUCGAAAAGACACUUGAUCAUGUUCUUUUUAACUUUUCUCAGAGUCGUUUCCAAAAAUGCCUUUCGCUUGAUGGCAAAACCAUUGUCAUAUCCGUUUCGCUUCUCAGAUGUUAUUCGACUGCAUGCAGCAACCGGAAUAUGGGAAGCUGUGACAGAAAGGCAAAUAACAUAACUGACCUUUUCCCGCCACAGCCACACUCCUCACUUGGUUUUAUCCAAGUCAAUAACGCCUGGUACUCGGAUCAUCAGGCAAUAUUCUUUGUGAACUACGUCGGGCAUCCAUCCGUUGAAAAUCUUGAGAAGCUUGGCGUGAGUGUGCAAUUGUGUGAUGGCCCACUGCUCUCGUGUGCCCACACCAUUUGGGAGGCGUCAACCUUUCGACCUGUCCCUGAAUCAUACAACGUCGCAUUAAUACAUCUCCCGACUGGAUACAUAGUCUCACCGGGAAAUUUUUCAAUCCUUCGCAACGGCAGCAUAGCGAUCUGUUCAUUCUUUGACAGGACUCCUCAUUGGACAUCAGAUCAUGUUGCUCAAGGGCUUAUAACGUUGAUCGGAUUGUCCUUGUCGACGAUCGCAACUGCAAUCAUCUUCGUAACGUAUUUGGUCUUUCAAAGCCUUCGUAACCACUUGCGUAUACCGUUAUUGAACCUCACUGCUUCGUUGGUUCUAGCCAGUGCCUUGUUCCUGUCCAGUAACUUGGCUAUGGCAAAUGAUGUAGUCUGCACCGCAGUCGCCUUUGCAGGGCACGUUUUCUGGCUGGCGGUGUCAACCUGGACAAAUGUCCUCGCGGUGGGCAUGUACGGGGCCUUUACGGGGACAGUCGUAAUCCUUCGAAACCGUAGAAUUACCCGGAAACAACUCCUUCUCUCCUACCUGUACGCUUACGGUGUGCCGUGCGGUAUCAGCGUCACCUGCCUCGCCCUGGAUUUGGCAUGCCGCUCGUGCGACAUUGCGUUGUUCAGUUACCGGCGGAAGGACGCCUGCUGGAUCUCCAAGCCUGAACAAGUGCUCUACGCGUUUGCACUGCCGCUGGGGGCGUGCGUGGUCAUCAACUUCGUGUUGUUCUCCCUCACCAUUCGUGGUAUUAGAAUGAACGGGAAGAAAACGCGGUCAGUCAAGGGCAAGAAAUCAAUCAUGAGACAGGCAAUGGAGGAUCUACCCAUCUAUCUUAAGAUCUCCAGUUUGAUGGGUAUAUUUUGGCUGUUCGGUUUCCUAGCAACCGCCACCGGGUCAGCAGCUUUAACGUACAUCUUCUGCGUCUUGGGCUCCUUCCAGGGUCUCCUCGUCUUCGUCAGUUUCUGCAACUCUCGCGCGAGAGAGCUGUGGAGGGCCAAGCUGGUGGCGUGUUGGCGCCGUUGCUUGUGCGCCGCGAGACCGGCUCGACCGCCCGAGGCACCGAGGCGGCUGGAGGGCCUAGGGGCACUCACAGUGAGCGGGCGAUGUGGGGCGAAGGGGAACAGCACCGACGCUGGAGUGGGUUCGAUGUCACAUCUGCAGACGGAAGAGACCGCUCUGUGAACAAAAAACGCAACGCCCCCUAUAGUGGCUCAACCGAACAAUAGGGGUCACCAGUGACGGGAUCAAUUUCUGAAGUAAACACUUUUUAACAGAUCUCACACAACAGAAAUAGAAAAUGACACCACUUUAGCUUCAUAAUGUCUACAUAGGUUAUUUGAAUUUUAGAAUAAAUUAAUGUAUGAAAAUAAGCAACCAAGUGUACCACGUUUUGUCAUGCAUAGAAAAUGAAUUUCAAUGCAUUUAUUUUCGUAUUGUACAUUAUAAGAGUAGUUGGGCAUAGCAAAAUAUGUAACAAUAGUAAGGUGCAUCAGUGUAUAUUUAGUGUAUGUUUUGUGCAAGUACGUUUUAGAGAAAACAGAUCGAAGAUUUAUCGUGGACAUUUUGUGUGAACUUAGCAACCUCCAUAAUGUGUACAGUAGCAUGUUUUAGCUGAUUUCAUCAGAAUCGUUUGAGUAAUUGUCAUUAGUACGUUAGAUUCUGUUGCGAAUAAUAAGCCUUUAUCAUUUCCAUGAUGUAGUGGCCUGUAGUUCCGUCAGCGCAAAGCUGAUAAUUAUGCAGCCGCAAACCACAUUGUGACCUGCGCGGACAGAACCUCAACAUCCACUGCAACAAAAAGUCCUCUGAGUUCACAUUUCAUUCCUUCAACAAGGUUAUACUUCUUUAUUAAUCCUCGAAGGUAAAUUACUAAUUUAUAAAUACUGUUUCGUUGAUAAUCAAUGCUGAUUCUAGUGGAUGGAAUGGUUGAGGGUAAUUACACUGUGCGUUUUUAUGAAUGGCGGAACAAUAUGUUUAGCCACAGCUUUAUGGAUGUACCUAUGGGAGUUAGUUGUUCUCGAACUCUGGCGUCUUUAUCAAAGAUCGUGUAGCGUCGCGUAGAUACGAUAGCGCCGCUAUGCGGCGCUAUAUAAUCUUUGGUCUUUAUCGCCGCUGCGAACUGAGCAACGUCCAGGUAAGAAAGUUGCCUCAAAUUUCUCGCUUUCAGUACCUUUUCUACGUUAUGUGCCCUCACUAAACUUGUUUCAUCUUAACCACUGAUCGCCAUAGAGUAUAGUAGUUGAUAAUAAACCGGAGGCUAGUGCCAUUUUAAUUCAUUUUGGGAUUGU
Molecule: messenger RNA, 2708 nt
Organism: Acanthaster planci (crown-of-thorns starfish)
Lineage: Eukaryota; Metazoa; Echinodermata; Asteroidea; Valvatida; Acanthasteridae
Biological process (GO): G protein-coupled receptor signaling pathway; cell surface receptor signaling pathway
Cellular component (GO): membrane
Molecular function (GO): G protein-coupled receptor activity
Source: RefSeq, a predicted model, not a curated record